CACCUGCGUAGUACGUUCAAUCACAUGCUAAAGUGAUGUUGAAGUGAAAAUUACGAUAUUUGUGGUUGUGCGGUUUAAAAAUAAAAGAAUUAUGUUGCUUGUCCUUGAAGAUAAGCACAAAGAACAUCUUUCUUUUCUGAGCGAUGUCAGCACCGACGUUGUGCAAGAAUUCUGCAAAAUAAGUUUGAAUUUCAUAAGGAAAGGAGCUAACCCCAAGGUGUAUCAAAGUGCAUCACAAAAACUGGAAGUUAGUCCCGAAGUGGUGAAAAAUGGGGUUGAGGGACUGAUGUACCUUCUCACUGAGGGCUCCAAGUUGAUGCUGAAUGAAAUCGACUUCCAAGACUCCAUCAUGUGUCUGGGAUUCAGCGAGGAGAUGCAGCAGGCGAUCCUGCAGGUGUUCCUGGACAACCACAGGGAGGUCCGAGCUACCUUGGCAGAGAUGGCCAUGGACCUGCCCCACUACCACGAUCUGGAAUGGAGGUUCGAUGUUCAGCUUGCAUCUCGAUCGUUACGGAGACAAACUACUCCCCAGAUUCUGUGUAAACUUCACCUGAAGGAUUGUGGGAAGGAUGAGAGACACGUGAUGAUCACCGAUCCCGUCAAUCUUGUACACAUGACCAAGGUUUUAGAUGAAGCAUUACAAGAAAUGAAGUCACCAUAUUGUCGAAGAAUUGUGCGGAAUAUUAAGUGAUUUUUCUGUGUUGUAUUAUAAAUUUUGUAUAUAUUGCUGAUGAGAUUCUUUGUUUGUGAAAUGUUUCUAAGAAUCAGAAAUAUUUUGUUUACAAACAUUGUGAGUUCCUCUUGUUCCAUUUAAACAGUGCUUGGCUGUGAUGUGAUGCGACCGACAAAAUGUGCUGGCUCAGGACGUUAUGACUAGUUUUCUCAAAUACUUUGCAAAAAAAGUAAUAAUUAAAAAGAUAUAUGUUCAGGCUGUCUCAACAAUAAGUAUGAACAUUUGGAUGAAAUAAAUAGCCUGUAUGCGAGACUUCUGUGCACUGGGAAUGUUUCUUUGAACUACUUCAAAGAGUUACCUCCCUUCCCAUCCAGUUUAUCUAU
Molecule: messenger RNA, 1056 nt
Organism: Haliotis rubra (blacklip abalone)
Lineage: Eukaryota; Metazoa; Mollusca; Gastropoda; Lepetellida; Haliotidae
Product: COMM domain-containing protein 2-like
Exons: 5
Coding region: 92-691 (199 amino acids)
Source: RefSeq, a predicted model, not a curated record